Molecule: messenger RNA, 675 nt
Organism: Mya arenaria
Lineage: Eukaryota; Metazoa; Mollusca; Bivalvia; Myida; Myidae
Product: agrin-like
Exons: 4
Coding region: 1-675 (224 amino acids)
Molecular function (GO): protein binding
Source: RefSeq, a predicted model, not a curated record
AUGAGCAGUAUGAGAAAUAGGUGGAACAGGAGCAGUUUGAGAGCCUGCGGCGCACACAACCAUGAGCCUGACCCAGAUGUAAACAACUACAUUGAGACGCUGGUGGUGCCAUUCGACCACAAACUAUGUCAUGACAUCACCAAACUGAAUUGUGAGAAUCACGUUUCCCAAAAUGAACAGGUUUGCGGGACAGAUGGGGUCACAUAUGCCAACCACUGUCUUUUCAUGCAAAUUGCAUGCGAAACGAGGGAAGAUGAAAUUCCAGUCACAGUGUCUCAACAUGGCCCUUGUUCGACAACCACUCAUCCUACCAGCACAAAGGUAGCCACAACAACGGUAAACGCAAACACAGCCGCCUCGUCAACUAACCAAAAGAUAACUGCCACACUUUCAAGCGGUGUUAACACAGCCACCAGCGCGACCACCGUCUCCACACAGACACAGGCAACCGGAACUUCUACCGCCGCUCCCGUCACUGCGGACCCGAUGUCUGCUAUUGUCCAGAACGUAUUCUGUUCUAAUCUAGCUGCAAUUUCCUGUCACGGCCUAGCUAUUGUUUGUGGCACUGAUGGACAACUCUACCCGAAUCAGUGCGAGCUAUCCAAGGCCGCAUGCGCAAAGACAGAUUUGUCCAUACAGUCGGAGCUCUCACACUGCACAAUUCUCGGACGCUAA